AUGGUACAGAAGACCACAGACUGGGCACUUCGGUCCAGAGGAAGCGCCCUGGGCCCUGUGGCUACCCUGUCUGGGAAAGGGUAUGAUGGCUGCCCAGAAGAACAAGGCAUCAGCCCUGGCCCCCGGGGUCCUUCAGAGCACACCAGCCCCAAUGGUGUCCUCACUUCUCUGGUGCUUAGUGACCCCAGUGUGGAACAAGGGGAUGGGAGCCAGGCCCUGGAGCUACCUUGUGCAGAGUUGGAGACCAAGUACAAACUACUGAGGCAAGGUGGAGUCGCCAGCACAGUGGCCCAGCAGGUGGCUCCAGGAAAAGGUGACAUUCCCUGGAUUGUGCUGAAGACUGACACUCCAGGCCACUCUGAGGGGGCUGCAUCUGGAGGCCUGAGGGCCUGGGAAGACCCCAGACAAGCUCCGGUGGAGGCAAAGGACCAGGGGGCCCCCAGAGGGAAGCUGGAGCCUGCAGACUGUAGGAGGGACGGGGGCAGGCCCAGAAGCAUCCAAGAGGGCCUGGUGCCCGGCCCUUUGCCUCUCCACAGGGAGCCUGCCUGCGGUGCAGUAAGUGCGACAAGACAUUCAGCUAGAGUUCCUACCUGCUGCAGCACCAGCGAGUGCACACGGGUGGGAGGCCCUGUGAAUACCCGGUCUGCCACAGAGCCUUCAACUGGAACUCCAACUUCCUGGAGCACCAGCACGCACACAGGCGCGGCCCCACACCUACCCGGCCUGGGGCAAGGCCUUCAGCCAGAACUUCAACCUGGCCGAGCACCUGAAGAUACGUGGGGUCUCGCAGCUGCACGCAGCUGCACGCCUGUCCCGACUGGGUCAAGGCCUUCCUGCACGUGGCCGGCCUGUGGCAGCACCAGCGCACACAUUGGCAAGAGGCCCUUUGAGCGCACCCGGUGCAGCCUGGCCGAGCACAGGUGCAGGCAGACAGGUGAGUGGCCUUACACGUGCCGUGUGUGCAGCAGGUCCUUCGGCCACCGCUCCAACCUCAACGAGCACCGGGAGCGGCACGCGGGUGGCUCCACACCCUGACUCUGGGAUGCCCCUGCCAGACUGUGAGUCUGAGUCAACUCGGCCGGGCGCGAGGCACCCGAUGCUGCCAUCCGUGGACCGUGUGUGUAAAAUCGCCAUCCGCGUGCCCCACCGUCGUGGGCUCGGUGUCCUGCAGCACAGGGAUGGCGACGAUGCAGGCAGAGCGUCAGGCCGUGGAAACAGCCCCUACGAUGACAAUGGCAGUUUCACUGGUGACCCCCCCUGGCUGCACACGGGUGGCAGGGAGGUAAUUCACCAGGUGCAGGCGGUGGAUUUUGAUGCCGGGAGGGGUGUAUCUGUGUAGAGGCCGGUGAGAAUCGGAGGCUCCCACAGGCGUGGUGGUCUUGUCUCAGGACCCUGUGGGACUGAGACCCAGGGCCCAGUUGGCUGCCCAGGAGCAAGGGUUAGACGCGCCCCCUUCCCUGCCUCCCCUCCCCUCAGCUGGAUCCGAGGUUGCACAGAAUUUUUUCUCUUAAGCCGAGGGCCCACGGGCCGGGGCCAGAAGGUCAGAGGCCUUGCUCUGGGGCCCCUGGUGAGCAUCAGGAGACCUAAGGGGAAGAGUGGGGGUGGUCCUGCCGCCGUCCGCUCUCAGCUGCUUCCCUCCCACCCCUACCCCUUGCUCCUGUUCUCUCCAUGGUUAAAGCUAGGAGUGCAGUUUAAAAAGAUAAACCUGAGCAGCUUGAAACACUUCUGGCUGGUUAUGGACCCAGUAUCAGGCCCACACACCCGGGGGUGGUGGCACAGCCCCCACGUCCUGCCUUCAGUGAGUGAGCAGGUCUCAGACCCAUUUCCUGGCACAACUGACCAGAUUCUGGAAGCUAGAGCGAGGGAAAACCAGCUGGGGGAGGGGUGGAGUGGUGGUGAGCAGGAAGGCCGCUGGGAAGGGAAGGGAAAGGAAAUGGGAGAAGAAGCCAGCCUGGUCACUGUGGGGUGCUAGGGCAGAGCAGCUGGGCUCAGUGGGAGACUGGUGGGGUGGGGGUGGGGGGGGGUCAGAGCAGACCACCCACAAAGCACGGGGGGCGUUCACUGUUUCCAGCCACGACGAACACCCUUCUCUGGCCUAGCUACCACCGCCUCGUCUCCCCAUGCCAGAAUCACCCUGAUCUGAACGGCUGUGUGCACUGGGGUCUCCCCUGGAGUCAGUGCUUGUCAGUCUUGCCACCUCCACCACCAUUUUGGACGCCUCUUUCUGACCUUGGCUGCCCCUGGAUGUGCUGUACUUCCUCCUGCUCCUGGGUCUCCUUGGCUGGAAUAGCAGACUCCAACAUAGGCUCAUGAGAGAAGCAGGGAGAGGGAGUGUGUGGGGCUGCCUUCCUAGUUUGGAAAAUUCCUUCUCAUGUCUCCAGAGUGGAGCCCCAGGGAGGACCCAGACUGGCCUGAGGACUCCCAGCUGACGAGGAUCCUACUCGGCCGUCUGCCAGAGUAGCAGCAUCUAGUCACAAGGGUUGCUGAGCACCACGGUGCCAUAUCCGGCACUUUGCAGGGACUCCUCCACCUGCAACCUGAUUGCCGAGUUGGGAGGCUUCAUGCCAGCCCCGGGUGAUGGGAGAGAGCUGGCGCAGGGAACUCCAGCCUGCCCACUAAUAUCUCGCUGCGACGGGGUGGGGAUGUGCAUCUGGCCCGUGUGAUGGGUGAGAUGUGGGGCAGAGAGGGCUGUCUCGGGGAGGAGGCAGGCAAAGAAAGCACCCUCCCUAGGUAUCUUGAGGGAAUUGUUUAUCUAGCUCUGUGAGGCUGAAAGAACCCAGAGAUUCAUAACUGUAGAGCAGCUACCACCUCUAGGGCUGGUGGUGCAAAAGAGAAGGGAUGGGCUCCUGGCGGCCUGGGGCUGGGC
Molecule: messenger RNA, 2866 nt
Organism: Panthera uncia (snow leopard)
Lineage: Eukaryota; Metazoa; Chordata; Mammalia; Carnivora; Felidae
Product: zinc finger protein 497-like
Exons: 4
Coding region: 1-1035 (344 amino acids)
Source: RefSeq, a predicted model, not a curated record